Messenger RNA from Neogale vison (American mink), 6886 nucleotides. RefSeq names its product potassium two pore domain channel subfamily K member 10 (gene KCNK10). NCBI's taxonomy places the organism in Eukaryota, Metazoa, Chordata, Mammalia, Carnivora, Mustelidae. Bases 115 to 1731 code for a protein of 538 amino acids. Gene Ontology annotation, biological process: potassium ion transmembrane transport; stabilization of membrane potential. Gene Ontology annotation, molecular function: potassium ion leak channel activity. Gene Ontology annotation, cellular component: membrane. The record is from RefSeq and is a predicted model, not a curated record. The transcript is spliced from 7 exons.
CUCCCCCAUCCUUGGAAAUUGUUUUGUUGGACUGCUGUACCGAGGCGUGUAAAGCUUGAGGACUUUAUUAUUAUUUUGAUUCUUUUCAUUUCCUCCCCUCUGGGCAACGGAGCAAUGAAAUUUCCAAUCGAGACUCCAAGAAAACAGGUGAACUGGGAUCCUAAAGUGGCCGUUCCGGCAGCAGCGCCCCCCGUGGGCCAGCCCAAGGGUGCCACUAACGGGCCCUACGCCACCCCGCGCCUCUCCAUCUCCUCCCGAGCCACGGUGGUAGCCAGGAUGGAAGGCGCCUCCCAGGGGGGCCUGCAGACCGUCAUGAAGUGGAAAACCGUCGUCGCGAUCUUCGUGGUUGUGGUGGUCUACCUUGUCACCGGCGGUCUGGUCUUCCGGGCCUUGGAGCAGCCCUUCGAGAGCAGCCAGAAGAACACCAUUGCCUUGGAGAAGGCGGAAUUCCUGCGGGAUCAUAUCUGCGUGAGCCCCCAGGAGCUGGAGACGCUGAUCCAGCAUGCCCUUGACGCUGACAACGCAGGAGUAAGUCCAAUAGGAAACUCUUCCAACAACAGCAGUCACUGGGACCUUGGAAGUGCCUUUUUCUUUGCUGGGACUGUCAUCACCACCAUAGGGUAUGGGAAUAUUGCUCCAAGCACUGAAGGAGGCAAAAUCUUUUGUAUUUUAUAUGCCAUCUUUGGAAUUCCGCUUUUUGGUUUCUUAUUGGCUGGAAUUGGAGACCAACUUGGAACCAUCUUUGGGAAGAGCAUUGCAAGAGUGGAGAAGGUCUUUCGAAAAAAGCAAGUGAGCCAGACCAAGAUCCGGGUCAUCUCCACCAUCCUGUUCAUCUUGGCCGGCUGCAUUGUAUUUGUGACGAUCCCUGCUGUCAUUUUCAAGUAUAUUGAGGGAUGGACCGCCUUGGAGUCCAUUUACUUUGUCGUGGUCACCCUCACCACGGUGGGCUUUGGUGAUUUUGUGGCAGGGGGAAAUGCUGGCAUCAAUUACCGGGAGUGGUACAAGCCCCUGGUGUGGUUUUGGAUCCUGGUUGGCCUUGCCUACUUUGCAGCUGUCCUCAGUAUGAUCGGAGAUUGGCUACGGGUUCUAUCCAAAAAGACAAAAGAAGAGGUGGGUGAAAUCAAGGCCCACGCGGCCGAGUGGAAGGCCAAUGUGACGGCCGAGUUCCGGGAGACGCGGCGGCGGCUCAGCGUGGAGAUCCACGACAAGCUGCAGCGGGCAGCCACCAUCCGCAGCAUGGAGCGCCGGCGCCUGGGCCUGGACCAGAGGGCCCACUCGCUGGACAUGCUGUCCCCGGAGAAGCGCUCCGUCUUCGCCGCCCUGGACACGGGCCGCUUCAAGGCCUCAUCCCAGGAGAGCAUCAAUAACCGGCCCAAUAACCUGCGUCUCAAGGGCUCCGAGCAGCUGAACAAACACGGGCAGGGAGCCUCUGAGGACAACAUCAUCAACAAGUUCGGAUCCACCUCCAGGCUCACCAAGAGGAAAAACAAGGACCUCAAAAAGACCUUGCCUGAGGACGUUCACAAAAUCUACAAGACCUUCCGGAAUUACUCCCUGGACGAAGAGAAGAAGGAGGAGGAGACGGAGAAGAUGUGCAACUCGGACCAUUCCAGCACGGCCAUGCUGACCGAGUGCAUCCAGCAGCAGGCGGGCGUGGAGAACGGAAUGGUCCCCACGGACACCAAAGACAGGGAACUCGAGAACAACGCAUUACUUGAAGACAGAAACUAAAUGCUGAGGACCUUGGACUUGACCAAGCGUUGUGGUUUUUCGUUUUUGUUUUUGUUGUUUUUUUUUAUAUUCACCCUGAGACACGUGCCUUAAAACAGACUUCUCGGUAGUCCGAAAUUACAUAGCAUUGAAGAAUAUAUUUCACUGUGCCAUAAAUGACGGAGAAAGAUCGCUCUGCCAAAAGGAAUCAAAGAACACAGAACCACACUUCCGUCAGGGGCCGCAGGACACGCCGGGAGUGUUUGCACACGCAGGAGGUCGUGGCCACGGAAGUUAAGGGCGGGUAUGGGACGGUGCUGUGCUCCCCUGAGCGGCGCUGCCCGGGCCUGGCGUGGAGAAAGGGCAGCUAUUCCUCAGACCAGCCUUCUGAAAGGAACACGUGUGGCUUUUACACGGAGCCUCGUUUCCUGAACCUACCGUUAGAGAUAUGCACACACAGAGCAGGGGACCAGAUGGGGGCUGAACUAGUACCUGUAAUGAGGGUUCGAGGUGACAUUGUGGCAUGUUGCUCUGAGCUUGAGUUUUGAUACACAGCCUCAGCGCACAGCUAGUCUUUCCGAGCUCCAAGUGAAUGUCCGUGGGACCCGGGAGCAUGUGGAAUUUGUGAGAAACAGAUCAGAGCACACGUAUUAAAAGGUGCAAUUGCUUUCCUCAUUACAAAAGAAAAAAAAAAAUCACAAAUGCAUCACACUGUGGAUAUCACCUUAACCAAGGACAGAAGCCUAUUGAAUUUUGUCUCUCGACAAAUGAAGAAUGAACUUGCAAGCUUUGGCGAAAACUCAACCUCAUUCGCUGCAUGGUUAUGGGCAAAAAUCAUGCAUUUUCCUCAGUGGGUGCAGUGGUGAAAAUAAACUGGUUUUGAAAUGUCCAUUUCACUUUUCUAGUGGAACUUUGGUUGUAACUUGUUUUGAUAAGAGGGGGGGAAAAAAAACCAAAACAAUUGCCUUGCAUGAUGCCAGUGGCUUGCUGUUCUGUCUAGCUGAUCCUAAAUUUUUAUAAAAAUAGACAUCCUGCAUGUCUGAGACAUACCAAGGAGGACCACGGCAUCAUUCCAUCUCAGGGCUUUUUGUCCCUUUGGGUGUCUUAAGGUAGACAUAGUGACGAGGUCCAAUCUUGCUAUCUCCAAACAAAAGAAAGAAUCCCCCAACCAACUCUUGUACAAGAAAAUUGAAUUGUUUUAAUUGCUUGCAGCUUAAGUGCCAUUAAUGCCAUUUUAAAACUAAUGCUUAAAAGAAGUAUUUACAACAUUCCACGUUUAUGUUUGGGUGUUCCUUAUUUUGAAGGCAUCACUUCUUUUCCUUACGUGUUUGUCUUGCACCUGCUGCUUCACUAAAGUUGGAACACCAGGGUGAUUAAUGGUUUCAACGCAAACAAUAGCAACGCGAUUGUUCCGUGAGGUUACAAUGGCCCUGGGCAGGAGAGUGGGGGAGGGGCCAGUCAUAGGUUUUAAAAAAAUUUUAAAUGGAUUUUUUGAAAUCAGAGAGGGCAAAUUGUGCUAGGCCUCACCAUCUUGUGUGUGCCUCAGCCCCUCGUGUAAUUGGCUGACCAUUGGUGGUUCAGACUUAGCAGUUUGGCCCAUGUUCUUAAGCAUUUGGACCUGGCAAGCCCCAGAAAGUUGCUGGUGAUGGGCUCCCCGAUCUCAGCGCCACCUCUUGGGGAGUUCACAUGACUAACACACGGAGGGGAUUGAGCAAAAAACCACAGGAUUAGUGGAGACUUCGGACUUCUGGGGAAAAUGAUACCCACCACAUCCUUGACCACUGGUACCAGGGCAGACCUCUUCCCGCCCACUUCCCAAAACUGCACAGCUCUCCCUCGCCUGGAGCACACGUAGCCCCGCCGGCCCCUCCCCCACCUUCUAGGCUCUAGUUAAAGUUCUGGCAUUGCUUUUGGCAAGGAGCCAAAUAAGAAUCAGCUUUCACGAGGCCCUUCCUGUCCAAGAUAGACUUGGGUUAAUGCCUCCACCGGGCUGGAGCUGUGGCUUACUGGUGACAUCCUGUGUCCAUAUGUUAAUAGACACGGAAACGACCUUUGCACAGGUGUGGGCACUGGCUCUCACUGUGAGAGCCCUUCCAGCCUGACAAAAUGUGUUUUGAUUGGUAGAUCUCUGGGACUUUCUCUAUUCCUCUGAUAAGUUAAAAGCUUCCUGAUUAAACUAUCCAUCCAUCUCAUGCCUUUGCGUUUCCGCCCUGUACUUCUCUGUAGCAGUGUGUUAAAAACUCUAGACACUACAGACAGAUCUGGCCAAGAGGCUUCCUUGUCAUUUAUCCAGUGGUUUCCAUGGGCCAGGCACUAGAUUAGGCACUUUAUGGGCGUUAGCUGACUGAAACCUCAUAGCAACACUCCAAGGGAAGUGUUUGCAAACCCAUUACACAGGUGAGGGCACGGAGGCUCAGGGAAGCUGAGUAACUUACCCAACGGCACACAGCAAGAAGUGGUAGAGCACGUCUUCAAAGGCUGUCGGACCAAAGUCUGCUUUUGACUUUGCUGUAAUGUCCACGUCAUGCGCUCUUGUGUGUAUGUGUGUGUAUGUGUAUGUGUGUGUUUGUGUGUCUUUCUAGUUUCAUGGGCAGGGUGUACGGAGGUGGGGAGAUCUCUGUUACUAAGAGCGUACAAGGUCUUUGUGUAAUCAUGACCUAAAGCGUUACCCUUAUAGAUACUUAUACAUUAUUUUGGUUUGGGUUUUGGGAAUGCUGUCUGUGGUGCCCUUUCUGUAUUGUUAAAAAAAUGCCCUUUGAAAGCACUCUUUUGCACUUUACUUGCUUACCUUGCAGGAACUCCGCUUAUAGCAGGAAUAAAACAAUUCAAAGCACGAAGCUGCACAUUCUACCAAAUGGAACAGGUGUUGGUGUGUGCGUAGACACUUCCCCAAAGGGGUCAAAUCACAGUAGUACAGAGGGCUCAAAAACAGCCCUCGGCUGAGAGUGGGAAAAAACCCAGUACAACCUGUUCCCUGAAUACAGUGGGGCCCAAAGCCCUGGGGAAUGAAAUCCAAGAAGAGCCCUCCCUCUAUGGAGAGUGAGCCAUUAAAUAUGGGCAGUAUUGGGCAAACUAGAACAUACCCUCCAAAGUCUGAGAAGCUGAGAGGGAGUAAGAGCUUGGACUCCUCUUAGUGUGUACAGGCUAAGAUUUGGGGGAGAUGAGUCGUGAUGAAGUGGUGUGAGUGGUACCCUUUGAAGAUGGGACCGAACAGCACAUAGCAAAUAGCACGUACUGAAGCUGCUGCAGGUUCUAAACACUCAUCAGCGCCUCCCUGCCCCUCCAACCCACCCUCCCUAAAGCUGGCAUCAGCGCCUUGAUUUUGCACAUAGGAAGAGCAUGUGUUCAGUAUCUUUCGUGUCUUCAGCGGGUGGUGUCUUUUGCUUCACCUGGUAAUUGGGUCCUGAUUUUUUCUUCCCUAACAGAUCUGGAGGUUUGCUGGGGACAGUGGGGGGAUCAUUUGGAGAUGGUAGCUCCAUACCCAGUCCUAACUCAAUAGUGAAUUCUAGAAACUUACCACCGUCAGGGGAGGGCCCUAAUGUGUGUGCGGGUAGGGAUGUCCCUGGCCUAUAGGUGAGGCCACUGGGACUCUUUGUCUGUGUUUCCCUGUCCCAGCCUGUGAGCGUGGACACCUCUGUCCUCGUGCUUCUCUGUUACCUCGUCAGGACAUCAAGGGAAUUCAACACAGAUAAUCAUCAAGGCCCCUUUAAUUCUGCAGUUCUCUGACCAAACCUCCCCUGGUCUACGAGUUUGUUAAAUUCAUUAAGAACGGUAUUAGCCGUGUUUGUGUAUACUGACACAUGGGCCCCCUUAUUUUAGGCUAAGAGCCUCCUGCCCUUUGGGACUUGUUUUCUGGGUAAUUGAUGGAGACCAGAUGUAUUUGGGAGCCUGGUGUCUGAAUUAGAAUCGUGCCCUGUGUAGGCUCACUCCAUACUCCCUUAUAGCGUCCUGUCCCCUGGAGGACUCAGGCUACGCGGGCAUUUUUUGCAUGGUGUUAAGAUUGUUUAAAGAACUUCAAAGCUGUUGCUAUUUGCAGUCAAUUGUGAUAAAAGUUCCCUUUGAUUACUUCAUGAAUUCAUAUGAUAUAGACAGAUACCUGCCACACACACACACACACACACACACACGCUGGAAAUGGCUGCUUUGGGGUCUAACGGGACCAUUCGAUGUUGAAAGUCCUAGUUGAGCUAGACGUUAGCAAACCACUCCCUUACCUCCUCCUGAGAGGAUGUUAUUUCCUGGCUGAGUCCAUGCUGCUUAUUUAUUUGUGUGCUUGGGUUUGGGGGAUUAGUGAGAAUGUGACCAGAAUUUAGGUGGGGCAGAUUUAUUCUCAUCGGAUUGGGUAAGAUUGUAGACCAUCCAAUGUAUACCGUGGUUUCCGAACCAUGGGAAAGGCACAGGAAAACACACAAAUGUGCAGAGACUCUCUAAAGAAAUGAGGAAAAACUGGCUUGGCUUUUCCCAUCCUCUGCUUUCUGCAUCCUGCUCAGGUUUCAAGUGGAGGUUUAUUAUUUCUGUUACGAUGCAACUGUGUGCAAAGACCGUGGCUGUGUCAGCAGAGGGAGCUUUCAUGGGUAGAGCGUAAGAGCUUGAGAGCAAUGGCCUUAAAAAAUAAAAAAAUGGGAAACUCUCCGAAACAAAGGUGACUUUGGCAUUGCAGAUCCUGUUACUUCUACUUAUGGAAGCUUUGGAAUAGCAUGUUGAUUAUGUGGCUAGAAACAAAGCCCUGGCUGUCCUGGCGUGAUGAACCAGCAGCCAUUCAUGCAAACCUCACUCCUCCCAUGGCGGUCCCUAGGUCACAUGACAUUGGCACGGUGGCACUGAGGAGAACUAACAAGUGUCUUUGAUUUUACAGAAAGCGAUUAUCAUUUUCACAGGUGCCUAAGAGAUUUGAAAUCUACCUUGUUAUCGUUUUUUAAGUGAAAAAUCUCCAAUAGUUCCUUGUGCAUUAAAAACAGAACAAAACAAAACCAUCCUUGAGAGGACUCCGCUCCAUUGAUACGGCAGACUAGUGUUAUAGAGGGUGAUUGGAAAAACCUCUCCUUUGCCAUCAGGGCACCAAGGUUGAAGGAAGAAGGUACAGUGGUGCCUAGAAGCGUUAUGCAAACCAACCCACAUGCCAGCCUCCAGCCUCUUCCCCUUCCCAGACUCCCAGGCAGGGGCCCCAGUGACGACG